This is a messenger RNA of Pestalotiopsis fici W106-1, 630 nucleotides long. RefSeq lists its product as uncharacterized. The record is from RefSeq and is a predicted model, not a curated record. Bases 1 to 630 code for a protein of 209 amino acids. The transcript has a single exon. Lineage: Eukaryota; Fungi; Ascomycota; Sordariomycetes; Amphisphaeriales; Sporocadaceae.
AUGGAGGAACCUCGCAAUGUCUACUGGGUGCCAGUGAGGCGGAAACACAACCUGGAUAUCGAAGCCGAUUCUUCCUCUCAUCAACAUCAUCAUCAUACCACCACCACUGGCGCCGGGGCCGCCGCCGCCUUUGCGACUCUCGCUACCUCUUCUACCGCGCACACAUUUACCCGACGUCAGGUUGUGGGAUCAGGCGACCUCGGAGCCAGUACAUCAACAACAGCCGACGUCAUGUCCACCGUCAUCACGGCCGUCAUAAUUUUCAUCAUCAUCAGCACAAGCCUUUUGGGCCUCUACAUCUGGAGACACGGGCGGCAGAGGAAGCCGUGGACGUCGUCGUGGCAAACCGCCAACGACGGUAUGGGACAACAGCAGAUGCAGCAGCAGGGGCGGGGAGAGGAAGGGGAGGGGGAGGAGCAAUGGAUCUCUGGUGAUGGUAUCGCUGCAAGAUAUGCGCAUCACAGCUACAGAGAUGCGCCACUGUUGGCCUGGAACGAAAAGUCCCAGGUAUACGAAAGGACGAGUGAUGUGGCCAGUUCGCUCGGCGUGAAUCAUGUUCUUACAGACGACGAUGGGGAUUACUUCUUUCCCCCAAACGCAAGUAUAACACAUAGCAGAGGUGCUGUAUAA